Molecule: messenger RNA, 963 nt
Organism: Mesocricetus auratus (golden hamster)
Lineage: Eukaryota; Metazoa; Chordata; Mammalia; Rodentia; Cricetidae
Product: zinc finger and SCAN domain-containing protein 4-like
Exons: 1
Biological process (GO): regulation of transcription by RNA polymerase II
Molecular function (GO): RNA polymerase II cis-regulatory region sequence-specific DNA binding; DNA-binding transcription factor activity, RNA polymerase II-specific
Source: RefSeq, a predicted model, not a curated record
AUUCACGUAUCCAUGCAUGGAGAGGAAGGCCUCUUUCCGGGGCAUAUGACAUUGAAUGAAGUAAUCAAUAUUCUGAAGGGAAUGAAAUCAUCAACAACAUCUGCAAGGACAGAUUUGCCGAUCCCCUUAAAUAUAUUAUCGCCAAUACAUGAGUGUCAGGAAGUUUCACAGAGGAGUGUUGUUGGGCAGAAACCCCUUCUUAUGCCCACUUUCAUGGACUGUGGAUUUUCAACAGGACAUAAAGACAGUGAAGAUGGUUAUAACAAUCCGAUGAACCUCAGUAAAGUAAAUAGCAGGGAGAGGAGUCCUGGCAUUGAGAUGGAUUCCAUUUCCAUGAUCCAAACACAUAGAUGUCUCCAGACUGAGGAGAAAGAUGUUUCUGAUGUAAUCCCUCAGGAUUAUAGAAGUUCAAAUCAAUUGACCUCCAUGUACCAUGGAUUUUCUCAAAGGGAAGAUUCGUUUGAAGUUGUCCCCAAGGAGGAAGUGCAACAAGACAUUAUGGUUCCUGCGGAGCAGCUACAAUCAGAGAUGAUCACCAGGCCACAGCAGAAUGAAGAUUGCCAGAAUUCUGAGAGAGACUACACAUGUGAGAGUCACCAAGAGAGACACAACAGAGUCCCAAAGACAUACCAGUGUGGGGAAUGUCCCAGAACAUUCAAAUAUCCCUCCAGUCUUUUAUCCCACCAAAGAAGACACAAGAAGGAGAGAACCUUUGUCUGUAACACGUGUCAUAAGGACUUCUAUACUAAAUCAGACCUAAACGUCCAUUCAGUCAUACACAAGGGAAAGAAACCUUUUGCAUGCAAUACAUGUGGACAGUCAUUUAGCCAUACAACAAAUCUGAUUGCUCAUGAGAGGAUUCAUACAGGAGAGAAGCCCUAUACAUGCUCCCUAUGUAACCAUAGCUUCCGCCAGUCAUCCACAUACCACCGGCAUAGGAGGCUUUGCCAUAAAUCAGAAUGA